This is a messenger RNA of Dermacentor silvarum, 1704 nucleotides long. Its product is annotated as alpha-L-fucosidase-like. Lineage: Eukaryota; Metazoa; Arthropoda; Arachnida; Ixodida; Ixodidae. The transcript has 9 exons. Gene Ontology annotation, biological process: glycoside catabolic process; fucose metabolic process. Bases 105 to 1562 code for a protein of 485 amino acids. The record is from RefSeq and is a predicted model, not a curated record. Gene Ontology annotation, molecular function: alpha-L-fucosidase activity. Gene Ontology annotation, cellular component: lysosome.
UUCCCUCGCUUGUUAUCUCGCCUUAGCUCGAGUGUCAGCGUCGCAGCAUAGUCGGAGCAUCUCACCAACAGGCGCCGUCUUCACGUCGGCUGCAGCAAACAAUCAUGGUGCAGCGCUGGCUCGUGCCCGUGGCUGCAGUCCUCGGCUGUGCCGCGUUGCUUCCUGGCGCUGAGGUCAUCGGACCCUACGUGCCAACCUGGGACUCGUUGGACAGUCGGCCGUUGCCCGCGUGGUUCGACGAAGCCAAAGUGGGCCUGUUCCUGCAUUGGGGCGUCUUCGCGGUGCCCAGUUACACGUCCGAGUGGUUUUGGUGGUACUGGCAGGGCUGGGGCGAUCCGCGGAACCCACAGCCUGCCAAGUUCAUGGCCAAAAACUACCCGCCGGACUUCACCUAUCCGGCCUUUGCGAAGGACUUCACGUGCGAAUUUUUUGACCCGGACGAGUGGGCACGCAUCUUUCAAGAAUCGGGCGCGCGGUACGUUGUUCUCACCACAAAGCAUCACGAAGGAUUCACUUUGUGGCCGUCGAACGUGAGCUUCAGCUGGAAUGCUAUGGACGUUGGGCCAAAGAGAGACUUAGUGGGAGACCUGGCCAAAGCGAUUCGAUCCAAGACCGAUCUUGUGUUCGGCGUUUACCAUUCUCUGUUCGAAUGGUUCAAUCCUCUGUUUCUUCUGGACAAGAGUAACAACUUUACCACCAGCUAUUUUUCGGAGGGCAAAACGCUCGUCGAGCUGCGGGAGCUGGUGGAGCGGUACAAGCCCGAGAUCAUCUGGUCGGACGGCGACCCAGCCCCCGCAGAAUACUGGAAGAGCCGGGAGUUCCUGGCCUGGCUGUACAACGACAGCCCUGUCCGAGACACGGUGGUCACCAACGACCGCUGGUGCAACGGCUGCCAGUGCCAUCACGGCGGAUACUUCACGUGCGACGACCGUUACAAUCCAGGGGUGCUGCAGCCGCACAAGUGGGAGAACUGCAUGACCCUGGACCGCAACUCCUGGGGCUACAGGAGAGACGCUGCUCUGGCCGACGUGCUUUCCAUACAGGAGCUCAUCAAAACGCUCGUCAAGUCAAUCAGUUGUGGAGGUAACAUCCUCAUCAACGUGGGGCCUACUCGAGACGGCAGACUGGAGCUCAUCUACCAGGAAAGGCUGCAGCAGCUGGGCCGCUGGCUCAAGGUGAACGGCGAAGCUGUCUACGGGUCGGCGGCAUGGACUUGCCAGAACGAUACUGUGGCUCCUAACGUCUGGUACACGCAGGGCCUGACCAAAGGCCGCGACCAGGCGGUGUACGUAUUCAUUUUAGAGUGGCCGGCGCAGAACCUUCUUCAGUUGGCCUCGCUGCAGCUGGGUGCCGGAUCACGGGUUGUCCUGCUGGGCGCCGAAGAAGAGACCGUAACGAUAGUGGAACAGACAGCUCUCCAAGUGACGCUGGCUCUACCGGCACUCACUGUGGACCGGUUGCCCACACCCUGGGCCUGGGUGCUCAGAGUCACAGGACCAGCCAGCGGAUACUGCCCCGAGGCGGUGCGGCCGACGAUCAUGAGCGCCGUCGAGAGGGUGUGACACCGAGCGCAGAGGCUGCGAAGGCAGGAGAACCGACGCAUCUUCUCUCUCUCAUUAUCCUCUUUCACGAGAAGAACACAGUGCCAGUGAGCACAACUUUACUACAUGUCCUCAAUGUCUGUCUAAGCCUUUGAAUAAAAGA